This is a messenger RNA of Zonotrichia leucophrys gambelii, 2384 nucleotides long. RefSeq names its product prion protein (Kanno blood group) (gene PRNP). Lineage: Eukaryota; Metazoa; Chordata; Aves; Passeriformes; Passerellidae. Gene Ontology annotation, biological process: protein homooligomerization. The transcript has 2 exons. Bases 142 to 930 code for a protein of 262 amino acids. Gene Ontology annotation, cellular component: membrane. The record is from RefSeq and is a predicted model, not a curated record.
CGAUGAUGAUGAUGAUGCUGGGUGAGGGCUCAGCGGGGCCGGGCUGCUCGGAGCAGCUCCUCCCUCUCUCUAUUUAUUCCUGCGCGGAGCUCCGCGGCUGAAUCACCUCGGGGCGGGCGGGCAGCGCCGUUUGCAGCCGCCAUGGCCCGGCUCCUCGGCACCUCCUGCCUGCUGCUGCUGCUGCUGCUCCUGGGGCUCUGCGCCGACGUCGCCUCCUCCAAGAAGGGCAAAGGCAAACCCGGCUGGGGCGGGGGCAGCCGCCAGCCCAGCUACCCCCGCCAGCCCAGCUACCCCCAAAACCCGGGUUACCCCCACAACCCCAGCUAUCCCCACAACCCGGGUUAUCCCCACAACCCGGGCUACCCCCACAACCCCGGCUACCCCCACAACCCCGGCUACCCGGGCUGGGGCCAAGGCUACAACCCGUCCAGCGGAGGGACUUACCACCAGAAGCCCUGGAAGGCGCCCAAGCCCAAGACCAACUUCAAGCACGUGGCGGGCGCGGCGGCGGCGGGCGCCGUGGUGGGGGGCUUGGGGGGCUACGCCAUGGGCAGGGUGAUGUCGGGCAUGCACUACCGCUUCGACAGCCCCGACGAGUACCGCUGGUGGAACGAGAACGCCGCGCGCUACCCCAACCAGGUCUACUACCGCGACUACCGCGGCCCCGUGCCGCAGGACGUCUUCGUGGCCGACUGCUUCAACAUCACCGUCACCGAGCACAACAUCGGCCCGGCCGCCAGGAAGGGCAACGCCUCGGACGCCCUCAACCAGACGGAGGCGGAGCUGGAGACGCGCGUGGUGACCAAGGUGAUCCGCGAGAUGUGCAUCCAGCAGUACCAGGAGUACCGGCUGGCCUCGGGCGCCUGGCAGCGCCUGGCCGACUCCCCGCUGGCCACCCUGCUGCUCCUCGUCCUCGUCGUCCUGCACUAGGGCAGCCCGUGCCGUCCAGGUGUCCCCCGUGGGGUCCCCACGCCCACCCCGGCCCCGCUUGGUUUUGGUGAGGAGCCCCCCCCCUCGGGGUUUAGGCAGCGGGAUGAAAAUGUCGUUUUCUGCCCCAAAAAUGGCUCCGGGAUGGUGCUGGAGCGCAGAACCGCGGCCUUCGCCUCCUCAUCCUCCUCCUCGGGGUCGCCCCGAGAGGGACCAGGCAGAGGGGGGCUCUCCUUGGCGUCCCCGCAGGAGCUUUUCCAAAAAUCCUCUUUGUUAACAGGCAGGGAUUUGUCUCACCCCCAUUCCCUGGGGUACCCCUGGGGUUCUCAAGCUGCCACGUUGCAAUUUGAACCCUCCCACCCCAAAACAAAGCCCCUUCCCCGUGUACAUAAGGAGCUGCCACUGCACACCCUGCAUGCUGCACAAAGCCCCUGCAGCAAGACACCAAAAUAAAAUCAUUUUGUACUCCCUGUCACAGCGGGGCUGGGGCACCGCUCGGUGUUUGGAGGCAGAAAGUGCUGCUGAAUGCCCCAAACACCCCCAAAAUGGUGUUACAGCCCCAGAAAAAGCCAGUUUGGCUGCUCCAGGUGACAAGCUGUGUUCGUGCUUCAGCACCUGGGCCCGAAGGACGUUAAAAUGCAGCACAAAGGAUUCUCAGGGGGUCAGGCACGUAGCGAGAGACUGAAAGCAGCUGAACCACGCCGGUACAGCAAACAGCAUCGGGAAAAACGGGCCUGGGAAAGGGAAAUGCUAAAAAAAAAAGUCACUUUUGUGAGUAAUUCCUUUGCCCUGUGGAAGCAACGGGUGGAAUUCUUAAUUCUUGCUUCUCUGUGGAUGCUGGGCUGGGGACGAGCUGUAACACCCGUGGCGCUGCGUUCGAUAUCCCUCGUGUGAUUUUAUUUUUGCAAGGCACUGAAUAACACUGUCCUAAAUGAGAUUUUUUUUUUUUUUUUAUUAUUAUUUUUUUUCCUUUUUGCAUCGGUGUAAGCUAAGUGAAGAUAUAUCUAUAUUAUAUAUAAAUACCUAUAAACAGAGAGGAACCUUCCAGGACAGCUAAAGCAGGGCUUUGAGGCGCCCCGUCCUUUGCGACGCGCGGAUGUUUUGUAACCCCGUUAUCACGCUGCAUGCCCGGGAUUUGCCGUGCUGAGCCUUUUCUAAGUGUUCCACGUCUGGUACAAAUUAAAACGGAUCAAGCCAAGGUGCCCGGCAGCCUCCUUUGUGUGCCGGGCCCCCUCGGAAUUUCCCGCAUUUCUGCAUUUUCUGCAUUUCUGCAUUUUCUGCAUUUCCGCCCUCCCCGGCCUGAGGGAGCUUUUGUUCCCUUCCAGCCCCAAUUUGGCCCAAACCCCGCAUUCCCAGUUAACCUUUUCUGCUCCCACCCAUGGCAUCGCUGCAGCCCAAGAGGAAUCUUCUAAUUUCUGUCUCAUUCCGGUUUCUGUGCUAAUAAAGGAGUUUUUACA